AUGAAUGUUCAUUCAUUAUCAUUAUUUAAAUUUGGUCGCGUACAAAGUAUUGCAGCUAAAGGUCAAUUAAUUUGUAAUGGAAAGCCUCAACCUGGGGUUAAAGUCAAACUUUAUGAUGAUGAUCGAGCUGGUUUGGAUGAUUUAAUGGAUGAAGGCGUUACGGAUAGUGAUGGUCAUUUUGAAUUGAAAGGUCAUGAAACUGAAGUGACCGAUAUCGAUCCCAAAGUUAAUGUUUACCAUAAAUGCAAUGAUGAAGGAAAGGUGAGCGAAAUUUGGUCCAUUGGGACCAAUAUGAGAUCAAUAAGCGUAUUAUUCUUGAUAAUUCCGAUAAUUAAUUCAUUACCAACAUUUCGUAAAAAACAAAGUGUCGCUGUCAAAGGAAUUUUGCUGUGUAACGGUCAACCAAUGGAAAAUGUUAAAGUGAAGUUGUAUGACGUUGAUCAUGACCUAAUGGCUGAAGGCAAAAGCAAAAAAAACGGCUCAUUUUUUUUAAGUGGUUCCGAAACGGAAGCAACAAAAAUUGAUCCGAAACUUAAUAUUUAUCAUAAUUGUAACGAUGAGAGGAAGGAAUGUCUACGAAAAGUCGAGAUAAAAAUUGAUAAAAAAUUUAUAACAGAAGGUGAUAAAGCUGAUCAAAUAUUUGAUAUUGGUGAAUUGAAUCUUUCUGGUCGCUUCUCCGGUGAAACAAGAGAUUGUAUAAAUUGA
Molecule: messenger RNA, 705 nt
Organism: Dracunculus medinensis (Guinea worm)
Lineage: Eukaryota; Metazoa; Nematoda; Chromadorea; Rhabditida; Dracunculidae
Source: the annotation of a GenBank genome assembly